Messenger RNA from Sceloporus undulatus (fence lizard), 2705 nucleotides. RefSeq names its product lysosomal amino acid transporter 1 homolog. Bases 1323 to 2231 code for a protein of 302 amino acids. The record is from RefSeq and is a predicted model, not a curated record. The transcript is spliced from 9 exons. NCBI's taxonomy places the organism in Eukaryota, Metazoa, Chordata, Lepidosauria, Squamata, Phrynosomatidae.
ACAUAAGGGAAGGGUCCACUCUACUUUAAUAAUUUUGUGCAUGAAACAAAGAUGGUGUACAGUGAACCUUCACAAAGCAAAGAUGUCACUAUCUCAGCCACCCCGUGUGGACAGUUUAGGGAAUUAUUUAGAGAGUCAUUCACACUGUGCAAAUAAUCCAGGAUGAAUCUGGGUUGAAUCUCUGUUCACACACAUCCCGAAUGCACCCAAUUAAGUUGAGGAGGCUGUCACUUAAUCCGGGAUAAUCGACAUCAGGUUUUCCCCGCGUUUUUAAAAACGAUCCACAUUGCUGGUAGUGUGAAUAACCGAUAUGAAUAGACCUGGGAUAAAACGUUGCAUGCCUUGAACAUAUUCCAAAUGCAUUCACAUUGUCGACUCCAUCUUUAUUUGAAUGUUUGCAUGUGUGAGCAACCGAACUUGCAGAGAUGCACAUCAGUGCGAUUCCAUAGUGAAUAACAAACCCAGAAUGCAUGAUUGAGAUUAUUUGUGUCUUUGCAGUAUAAAAAACUAUAUCUGAAUGACCCCGGAGUAUUUCUCAUUUUACAAUUCCGCAUAAGGGUGGCUCAACCUGUACUUGAUUAUAGCACUAAGGUUCCAGUUUAGCUGCCUUUGCUCCAUCCUAUAGAGUCCUGGGAUUUGCAGUUUGGGUAGGGGCAUUUAGAAUUCUCAACCAGAGAGGUCUAGUGCCUCACCAAACUGCAAACCCUUGGAUUCUAUAGGAAGCAGCCAUGGCAAUUGAAGUAAAAUAGGACUGUACUUGUGGGCUGUGAAAGGACCCUUGGUUCUAGACCUCUUCAGCACUAUUUUAUUAUAUUAUUAUAUGCAGAAGGGCCAUCAAAUGUGCAGAGAUCUGGAGGAGGAAAGCAGGCACAGUCCCCACAACCCUCUAGCUUCAUUCCAUGUUUUUUACUGGCUGUCUUAAAAGAGCUGAUGUGGCAAACGUCUCCUCCUCCCCGCCCUGGAAUGGGGCUGUCCUUUCUGUAGUAAUUGCAACAUAAAUGGAAAUCUAGCUGAUGAUACCCUCCCUUUCCUUGUGUCUCUGUGCCUGGUUUAUAUAAUGCUAAUCUCCACCAGUAUUAACUGCUAGUUCGACACUCCUGCAUGUACCACAUUGUGUUGUUAGAGCUACCACAAAGGUUUCACAAGAACAUGCAAGCCCUGCAGGCCCUUCUGUGAGGUUGGAAAGAAAUUGUUGUACCAAGUCAUCCAUCUGGAUGUGUGAGCUUUGAAGGGAGAGAGAGAAUAUUCAGAAUUGGUAAAUGGAUUUGCAUGGGGUUCAGAACUGAGCCAACUUCUGAAAUAAUAUCCCUGAACUUGAAUAGAUGGCUCUCCAGCAGCAUCUACAAGCUUUUAAUAUCUCCCCAGUAGAGGAGAAGAGAUUGUGUCUAAAUGGAACACCCUGGAUUUGGCAUUUCCUUGAAGAAUGUGUCGGGAAUGCGUGGGAGUAUUGGAGUGUUGUCAUAGGCCUGAUCUCCAUUGUCUGCUUUCUGUUUGCUGCUCUACCUCAAUUGUAUGUGGCCUAUCAGAAUGGAAAAGUGGACCAAGCACUGUCAUUGGGUUUCCUCCUGUGCUGGAUUGCUGGAGACCUCACCAGUUUUAUUGGGUGUUAUUUGACAAAGCAACUUCCAAUACAGAUCAUCACUGCCAUUUUUUACAUUUACAUGGACAUAAUUAUGAUAUCCCAGUUUGCCUAUUAUAAGCUAAGGAAUCAGAAGGUGACAAAAUGUGGUAUAAACUUGAAGAACUGUUGUAUAACCUGGAUCUUGUUGUGCCUAGUACUGUGUAUGAUUUUACCCAGUCAACUGCUGCUACAAAGCCAAGUCCAGACCAUUCUUUCAGGAAAAAGUGAGAGAUCUCAUGAUAUAAUUGAGACGUCAGGCUUCAUUUGUGGCUAUGUAUCAUGUGUGUUUUAUUUAGGAUCAAGAAUUCCUCAGCUGUAUAAAAAUUUCCAAAGAAGAUCGACAGAAGGAACAUCUUAUCUGUUGUUUGCCUUAGCCAUGAUGGGAAACUGUACCUAUGGUCUAAGUCUUGUCUUAAAGAUGCCUGCAACAAAAUAUCUCAUACGUUUUUAUUUCUGGCAUCAUCUUCCUUGGCUUAUUGGGAGUUUUGGAGUUUUGUUUCUAGAUAUUUUUAUAACUGUACAAUUUAUUAUAUAUCGUAAACAAAAGAAGAAAAGAGCCAGCUUGGUGGCCUUAGAAAUAGAACCCUUGCUCAUAAAUGAAGAUUUCUGAUGUCCAUAAAAUCCGUGUUAUCUUUCUGUAAAAUCAGCUGGAUCCUCAUUUAGUCAUAACUAACUCAAGUCCCAAUGGGUUCUCUCCAGAUAUGAUAAAGUUUAGAUGUACCCCCUUGUUUUCAUUCUGACAUCUUCAAGACUUGCCAUAAGUGAAAGAUGAUGCUCAUUAGAAGCUCAUCUUAUUUCCAUUUGCUUGUAUUUGGUUGGUUUGGAGAGAUACUGUUACAAAAGAGAAAAGAAGCCAGACCUAAGAGUUCCAGGAUGAUCUUCAAUUACUGGAUUUUAAGAAGUUGAAAUCCUUGGAGACUAGCCAGUGUGGGAAGAAACAUGCCAGUUUUGGCAAGAUCAGAUGCUAAGUCACAACCAAAAAAAGCAUCAUCUUUUGAACUAAUAUUUUCAUCCUUAAAUGAAUCUUAUGUUGCACACUACUUUUCUGAGCCAGAUGAUAAUAAACUCUUUUAUAUACCAGUAA